Nymphaea colorata (pocket water lily) is the source of this 1770-nucleotide messenger RNA. RefSeq names its product methionine aminopeptidase 1D, chloroplastic/mitochondrial. Gene Ontology annotation, molecular function: metalloaminopeptidase activity. The record is from RefSeq and is a predicted model, not a curated record. The coding region runs from base 433 to 1485 and encodes 350 amino acids. Gene Ontology annotation, biological process: proteolysis. The transcript has 10 exons. Lineage: Eukaryota; Viridiplantae; Streptophyta; Magnoliopsida; Nymphaeales; Nymphaeaceae.
UGAGAACAGAUACUACGUUUGAUCAUGGACCUGAUCUCUUUUCUAAAAGUACCAUAGUGUUCAUCUCUCUUCUGAAUGCGGUUAUGGUUUGAGAACAGAUACUACGUUUGAUCAUGGACCUGAUCUCAUUUCUAAAAGUACCAUAGUGUUCCUCUCUUUUCUGAAUGCGCUUAUGGUUUGAGAACAGAUACUACUUCUGAUCUUUUGCCACAAGCUACCACGACGAAGCCAUCUCAAUCUUGGCCGUUAAAUGAGUGUGACCAGAAAAACCAAAUCAGACAUCUUAUCGUUUUUUAAGCUGCUGACACCAAGCAUACGUUUCCUCCCCCUCUCACUCUCAAAAGAGGGAAGAUUUUUUUUAAGUGUUCAGGCAAGGUUCCCUCUUCGUUGGGAGAGCGAGAGAGAGGAGUUACCGUCGCCGUGCACGAGAAGAUGACUUCCUUUUCAUCUGUUCAAAGUCGCUUAUUAUCUUCUUUCGUUAGCGAUUGCUGCCUCCCUUCUACCCAUCAUUUGCACAUGCUCUUCGGCUGCAACCCAGGGAGUAGGCAUGUACAGAUGCGGCUGUCGAGAUCAUUAUCUGGGAUCACAAAUCUCUUGUUCAAUAAAAGAACCUCUAAUGAUAUAUCCAGCAACAAACGCAAAGCUUUGAAGCCUGGAAGAGUUUCCCCUCGUUUACCUGUGCCUGAUCAUAUAAGAAGGCCCCCUUAUGUGAACACAAGGCAGUCUCCUGGGAUAGCAAGUGGACCAGAAGUGCAUGACGAAAAGGGAAUAGAGAAAAUGAGAGCAUCUGGAAGGCUUGCGGCUCAGGUUUUAGAGUAUGCUGGUACCCUAGUCAAGCCAGGAAUAACAACUGAUGAAAUCGAUAAAGCAGUGCAUCAAAUGAUAAUCGAAAAUGGUGCAUACCCAUCCCCUCUAGGUUAUGGUGGCUUCCCAAAGAGUGUCUGCACAUCUGUAAAUGAGUGCAUCUGCCAUGGAAUUCCAGAUUCUCGUCCACUUGAGGAUGGCGACAUAAUCAACAUUGAUGUCACGGUCUAUUUGGAUGGUUACCAUGGUGAUACAUCUGCAACUUUCUUUUGUGGCAAUGUCAACAAUGAUGCAAAACAACUCAUUCAGGUGACCAAAGAGUGCAUGUACAAGGCAAUAUCAAUUUGUGCAGCUGGAGUUGAGCUGAAGAAAAUAGGGCGGACAAUACAGGACCACGCAGACAAAUUCCAGUAUGGUGUUGUUAGACAGUUUGUGGGUCACGGAAUUGGACAAGUUUUCCAUGCAGACCCCGUGAUUCUUCAUCAUAGAAAUAAUGACCGUGGGCGCAUGAUCUUAGGUCAAACCUUCACGAUUGAGCCAAUGCUAACCAUUGGUAGCAUCAACCCUGUAAUGUGGAGUGAUAACUGGACUGUUGUUACGGAAGAUGGCAGUUUGUCUGCGCAGUUUGAACACACAAUACUUAUUACAGAAAAUGGUGCUGAGAUAUUAACCCAGUGUUGACAGCUGUGAGAAAGCUCAUUGGAUAAGCAGCUUUCAUUCUUUAUGAUUAAUUGCUUAAAUUUGGAUUUGUUAUCAUGUUUGUAAUUCAAUCUCUUCGUUCAUAGUAGAAAUGCAUCUCCUGCAAGGAAAGCUGGGAGGCCUGCUUAAAACUAGCAUAGCUUCAUUAGAGUUUCAGAUUGAUACUCCAUAAACUUCCAACUAUUUUCAUUGGUUUCACCGUCUCUGUGCACCUUUAUUCAUAUCUUAACAGCAAGGAAUGCCGAUACAUUAUAUUUUCAUUUUUCA